Molecule: messenger RNA, 3360 nt
Organism: Periophthalmus magnuspinnatus
Lineage: Eukaryota; Metazoa; Chordata; Actinopteri; Gobiiformes; Gobiidae
Gene: cacng1a
Product: calcium channel, voltage-dependent, gamma subunit 1a
Exons: 4
Coding region: 192-881 (229 amino acids)
Biological process (GO): calcium ion transmembrane transport; regulation of calcium ion transmembrane transport via high voltage-gated calcium channel
Cellular component (GO): membrane; L-type voltage-gated calcium channel complex
Molecular function (GO): voltage-gated calcium channel activity; calcium channel regulator activity
Source: RefSeq, a predicted model, not a curated record
GUCAACAGCUGUAGUCUAAAGCUGCAGCCUGUGAGUGGGGACUUAAAAGUAGGACACAGCAGUGUGGCCUGUUUCCCCUGUACCACAGGCAGGACUCACCACAGAGAAGACUCUUUUUGGCUGCCGCGGACAGAUCCACAGGGAGAUUCAUAUUUUAUUUCUCAUCGAACAGUGAGUGGAGGACUAAAACCAUGCACAAACGCACUAAAAUCAGGAUCGCCAUCUUCAUUCUGAUGGUGGGGAUGGCGUGCAUGUUCACGGCGGUGGUGACGGACUACUGGGCUGUACUCAGUCCCAGAGUGGAGGUGGCCAACACGACCUGUGAGGCAGCGCACUUCGGCCUCUGGAGGCUCUGUAAGAAGCAUGUGUACAUCAGCCAGGAAAUCUUCCAACAGGGGAAGGCCUGUGGACCCAUCAGCCUGCCUGGGGAGGAGAACUGCACGUACUUUGGACACUUCACCCCUGGAAAAGACGCAGAGAUAUUUGAAUACAAAACACAAAAAGAAUACAACAUCUCAGCUGCAGCCAUUUCCAUCUUCAGUCUGGCCUUCAUGAUCCUGGGCUCUCUGGCUUUGUUAUGUUCGUGCACCGGUCAGAAAAAACGUGAUUAUCUCCUCAAACCUGCGGGCAUGUUCUUUGCAUUUGCAGGCCUGUGUGCGUUCAUCUCCCUGGAGGUAAUGCGACAGUCAGUCAAACGCAUGAUCGAGAGCGAGGAGACCAUUUGGAUGGAGUACCACUACGGCUGGUCCUUCGCCUGCGCCUGCUCUGGCUUCGUCCUCCUCUUCCUCACCGGGAUAGCCCUCCUCGUCCUUUCCAUGCCCCAGAUGCCCCGCAAUCCGUGGGAGACCUGUAUGGAUGCUGAGCCCGAACAAGUGGAGUGAUUCAUAACAUAGGCUCUGUCACUGUAGGUUACAAAUAGAAAUGAAUGCCCUUGAGACGCCCAAUAAAAAUGUUUGGGAUAUCAGGGCUAAAUUUGACAAGCGGCCUGUACCAUCAAAGGACAAAUGCAUUUUUAUUAUCAUUUUAUGAAUUAAGGAGUAUUAAGGAGUACUGUAUAAUAUAUCAAACUGUACAUAUUUUUGUAUGUUAUGACUUUGAACUUUGAAGUGAAUGGUGAAACUGAAUAAUAAACUGCCAAAUAGUGACCUGGAGUGUUAGGUUCAGUACAGCUUAUAAAUGACAACCAUCCAAACACUACAGUCGAACAUUUGUACCUCACACAAAGCAGAUGAAAUAGUCUUUUUAACCCCAAACAUAUAAACAGAAGACAUAAAAUAUAUGAAGUAAGAUAUAUGAAAUUAUGUAGCAAGAACAAAAGUUAAAUGAGUGCUAAUUAUUAUUAUUAUUUUUAUAUUUUAUAUUCAAAUCCACCCCUUGCUUUGUCAGAAAAAAUACAAAUAAAAAUCUUUACUAAAUAAUUCCAUACAUCUUGCUUCAUAUAUUUGAUGUCUUCUGUAUGUAUAUAAAAUGUAGAAAGUAGCAAACAUAAAGAAAAAGCACAUUGAAUGACAGGGUGUGUCUACACUUUUGACUGGAAAUGUAUGUUUAAACACCUGUCAAGUGUUUGGGCACACUCUUUUAUUCAAUGUUUUAUUAUUAUUUUUAUGAAAUAUGGAAUUAUAUAGCAAAGAAAACAACUUAAAUAACACUAAUAUUAAAGAUUUUUCAGCAAAGCAAAGGGUGGCUACUUUGAUUGAUUGAAUAUAAAAUAUAUAUUUAAAAAAAACAUAUAACAGAUAUUUAACUUUUUUUAAACUAUUUAACUUUUUAAAAUUGAUGUCUUCUUUAUGCAUCUAAAAUGUAGAAAGCAGUAAAAAAAAUAAACACAUUGAAUAAGAGGGUGAAUCCAAAUUUUGACUGGUAGCAUAUCCAGGUUUAAAACAAGUCAUGCUACACAUUGGAUUUAUGAGUUUACUCACAUUUGAGGUCAAUCACUAGAACCAGGUUUUUAUAGUUAACACUGCGUUGCUUACAAUAGCUUUGGUGUGCUGGUUUGAGCUAUGAAUUUGUAAUAAAAGUGUUUGUUGAUAAAUAAACGAUUCCUUGGGGAGUGCUAAAGUCUGACGGUUUGAAAAUGCUUCAAUUCAUCAACACAAAAGGAAAUGGCGGCUAAUGAAAUAGACUGAGGCAGUUUUCAAUAAAAACACUUUAAUAAAGAAACAAUAAAAAAGAAAAAAAAUAUCUUUUUGAAACACAGAGUAAAUCCUUUAUAACCACCACUGAUUGAUUCCUCAUCAUUGGGUGAAAACAUCUUUCAGAGAAAGUGGGCUAGUUUACUGCAACAGAAGAGGCAGGGAAAGAAAGGAAAGGACAGAUGUGGCCAGAACGCUGUGCUCCCUAAUUGCCAGAGGUUUCUCCCAUUAACUUUUAAAGGCAACUGAAGUUCACCAGCUCCUGUCUGAAAGUAGAAAUGCAGCUGACAAAAAUCCCUUUAAAAUGUCUUUGGCUCAAUCUCUUCUGCUUCCAAAAUAAAUACAAAGAAGCAAUGUAUUAUUAGUAUUGCACGACUUCAGAAAUUAGCCAAUGACACGCUUUUGUGGUACUCGCAAAACAUCAGGGAGCAACCUCAGCCUUCCCGCUGCGUGACAGAAAGAACUUACAGACAAGUACAUACGCUCUAAAUAUUUGUAAAAUAUUAUAGUAUUUUUGCUGAUAAUGUCACAGAUUUAUACAUAAUAUACUAAAAGAUUUGACUCUGUUAAAUCAAAGUGUUUUUUUUCUAAAUUUCUUUUCUUUCAAAUCAAUACAAACUGAUAAAACAACUUAAAACCAGCCAUUUUCAACAUGCAUGAAAAAAAAAAAAAACUUUUAAAAGAAAAGAACUGAUUGUUUCAUAGCCGUGAACUUCAGACAAAAACAAAACGACAAAUUCAUAAAGAUAGCUAAAUAGAACUAUUGUACAGUGAAGGAACUCAUACAGGUGCAACAGAAAAUCUCCUCCAGACGCCGUUUAAAAACACAGGUGUGGGUACAGUCCACUUCUAGAAUUAUUUUUUUUCUUAAUUUGCAUAAUUAAAAAGGGGUGUCACCCCAUCGCUUUCAAACAUUUCUACAAAAUGGAGGUGCUCCCAAAGUUCAGGUUGUCUAGAAAAUGCAUAUGUACAAGGUGUUGUUUUCUGCCAAGUCCUAAAUCUGGAUUAAGCUAUGCCUCGCCCACCAUGUUAAAUAUUUAGAUUAUUUGAAGGGUCAAAAAUCUUCAAUGGACUUUUGAUUUAUGAACCACAAAAUAAUUUGACAAUAUGCACCCUUUGUUAGCACACACCGUUACACCAUCUACCUAACAUUCCCUUUCCUUUUUUCAGCACAAAACCUGACAUGUUUGUUUAAAACUCUUUUAGUCAAAUGUCAACUGCCGCAAAA